UUUCACAAUCGUUCGUCAACAAAAAUUGUUGUACAAAAUUCAAAGACAAAAAAAAACCCCGACAUAUAUGCAUAUUAAAUAAAACGCCGAAUAUAAAACCAUUUGGCUAUUAAAUUAUUUGUAAAACAAAUUCAAAACAAACUAAAAUAUGGACGCUGCUUCAGGUCAGGGCAUGGUCAUCAAAAUGGCACAAAAGAAUAAGGAAACACAAACUGGUAAACUGGGUGGCGUCGAUUGGCUAACAUCGACCUCAAAUAUCGAUGGACACGAGCCGAAUCCAAUGCCGGGCAUAAGUCGCAUCUCCUGGCAGUUCUUUAAGGAUCGCGAGGAGGAGCUCUAUCGCUAUGCCUGCCAGCUAAAAGGGAUACGCGUGCAGCGCGAGGAGGAUGGAGAUGAGGAGGGUGAGUCCAUUGGCUCCGAGGAGGAUCCACCAUCGCCACAUUAUCGUUACACACUCGACGAAAUGAAGAGCUACAAUCCCUAUCGUUUUAUUAACUUUAAACGCUAAACAGGAACGAGCAAGAGCAAACGCAACAGCAACAGCAAAAGCAACAGCAAAAGCAGCAGUCAGAAACCAAACCAAUCAAUAUAAGAAGCAACAGCAAAAUACGCAGAAGCAACAGCAAAAUACAGAGAAGCACACAAAUAACGAAGAAACCAAGCAACGAAGCAACCAAUCAACCAAGUAACCAGAAAAGCAGCAACAACGUCUACACUCUACACCGAGUUAAGAGUUUGUUACCCCCUACUUACUUUUGCUCACACUUUUUACACUUUCACACGAUUUAACAUCAGAGUAUGGCAAGCAAAUGUAUUCAGAAGAGCGGAUCUAUCAUUACAAGCUAAUUGUAAUAUUUCAGGCGGAGAACAAUUGAUAAUUGUCAACAAAGUUACACUGCACAAUGUUUAUUUAUUGUUUUUAUACUUUUUACAUUCGCACUGUUUUACAAAUACCAGAUUAGCGGCAAAUAGGAACCAAUCUGCGAUUAUUGUAAAACAUAUUCAAAACAAUUAAAGAUUGUUCAUAAAUGGUUAUUCAUGCCAACCAAA
Molecule: messenger RNA, 1050 nt
Organism: Drosophila grimshawi
Lineage: Eukaryota; Metazoa; Arthropoda; Insecta; Diptera; Drosophilidae
Exons: 2
Coding region: 149-508 (119 amino acids)
Source: RefSeq, a predicted model, not a curated record